This is a messenger RNA of Entrophospora candida, 214 nucleotides long. The record is from the annotation of a GenBank genome assembly. NCBI's taxonomy places the organism in Eukaryota, Fungi, Glomeromycota, Glomeromycetes, Entrophosporales, Entrophosporaceae.
UCUUGAUGACAUGAAUCUUGGGAAAAUAACAGGAUUUGUCCUUGAUAUUCUUGAAGAGUUAAAAGAAACCAAGAAGGGAGAUAAGAAGAAGGUAUUGAAAUUAGCAAUGGAUGAAAAUGAAUACAUGUUAAAGUUCUGGAAAUCAAUAAAGACUGAAGAAAGAAAAAUCCAAGUCCACAAGUUUAUUCAAUUUGCAAAUAUGAUGUUUGAUGUU